GAGGAAAUAAAAACGCGCCCCGAUCUUCCGUCCGCUGGCCGAGUCCGCUGAAGCUGUCGCCCGCAGGAGGCUGCGGCUACUCGCGUAAACUUUCCCUCUCUUUUUGUUUCCCCCCCCAUCCACCCCCUCAUCCCCCCCCCCCACCCUAAGGCUCAUCUUCCUUCAAACAUUCCCCUCUGCCUUGCCGCCCUCGUCCCUCCUAUUCAUCUUCGACUCGCCGACGCCCGAAGAUGCGCGCCCUGCUCGCCCUGCUGCUCGCGGCGGCGCUCGCCAUAGCGACGCCCGCGACCUCGCAGCCCCAGGCGGAGGCAUCUCUGAGCCCCUACACUAUGGACGAUGUCAUCUACCUGGACACACAAGGAGGGGCGUCGGGCCUGGGCUCGGACGACGAGGUCGGCGAUGACGAUGACGAUGCAGAGGCAGACUACGGCUCCGGAUCCGGCUCCGGCCUGGUCUCGCUGGAGGACGUGCUGAGAUAUUCUUCGCAGGACAAAGUGCGCUACCCAGCCACACUGCCCAGCGAGCAGCUGGCCACCACUGUUCGCUACCAGAACACGCACGCAGAGCCCCGGGCACAGCCCGGCCGCGUCUCCGUCCAACUGCAGGCCGAGCCCCCGGCGGGGACGCUGGGCCCGGUGAGCGAGGCCCCGGCCACGGAGUUGGAGGAGGAGGAGGAGGAGGCAGCGGCGGUAGCAACGACGGCGAGGACGAGCCCCCCGCCCCCGCCGCCCCCUCCCCAGCCCCCCGCCCGUGGGAACGCCGCCGACUCGGAGGAGACGGAGGACGGUGACGACGACAACGAGGAUUACGACGAGGAGACGGCGACGAGCACGCCACUGCCUCCGAACCGCCCGGUGCCGCCCGGACCCCGCGAGCAGCCCGCGGAGGCCACCUCUGCUGCGGCCACCACCGUCUCCUCGCCGGACGACAACCGAAUUCCCGAGGGGAGGGGCAUCGGGCGGGCCGGCGACGAGGUGGGCGACAUCGGGGACGACGGCGGUAACGAGGUGGGCGACGGGGACGAGGUGGACACUAACGAGGUGGGCACGCCACGCACCGGCCGGCCACGCCCCGAGGAGCCCGUCAACAACGAGGUGUCGGCUCGCAAAACGACGGCAGAGAGCCUCCUGGAGCGCACGGAGGUGCUUGCAGCGGUGGUGGCCGGCGGCGUGGUGGGGCUGCUAUUCGCCGCCUUCCUCGUGCUGCUUCUCAUUUACCGCAUGAAGAAGAAGGACGAGGGCUCGUACGCCCUGGCCGACACCAAGGAGCCGGUCUUCCAACCACCACCCGCCAAGGAGUUCUACGCCUAGCGCACGCGCACAUCAACACUCGCACGCACGUUCCUACACUCGCAUCCUCGCCCACACGUACAACCGCAUUCCCGCAUUCUCUCUCGUUACCAAGGUACUCUCGCACGGCGGCGCUGGCCAAUUCUCCUCGGCCUACGCCACUCGUGUGUACACACGCAUACCUCCUUCCCGCGUGCACUAAGAACACGAGCACACGACACUUGCCAGCGUUUCACGAAAACGGGACUUGUUGAAUAUCGGCCUCGGCAAAUCUUCCCUCCAUUUCCCUCUUUCACUGGGAGUCGGCGCUGGUUCAGCGAUUAUUCCCACCCAUAGAGGGAGCAUGACUCGUGUAGGCGAGGAUCCAAUGCUUGGAGAGAGCCUCGGUGGGGGGGGGGGGGGGGCAGGGUCCCCCCCUCCCCCUUCGAUUACCAGCCUGACCGCUUUGGAUCGGGUGAACAAGACUAGAGCUGCAACCGUUCAUUUUUUGAGUCUCACUAGGUCGGCUUCAAAAUCGUCAGUCUUUGCAGGAAAAUUUAUUUAGUCGAGGUAUACGGUUUACACGGUGUCUUGAGCUAGCAGGCAUGCCACCCACAGUUGCAGUUACUGAUGAUCGAUACAGAACCCUCAUCUCAUUGGGGGUGCCUUACUGCAGCUCACAGUCUCUGCCCAUGCAACUAUGUGGCACAUACUCAACCCAUGCAAAUAACUAUGGAAAUGCCUAAUAGAGUACAACAAACGUGUAUAUACUGUACCAGUCGUUCACGGCUAAUCGAUGGCAACAGAGCUCCCGGUCGGUGGCGCGAUUGGUCGUUAUUUGCAGCUCUAAUCGCGAGUCGAUCUUUUUUUGUCGGCUCAUCUCUUAAUCAUCCAACAGUGCAGCUCCGUGAGUAACAACAGCAAAAAGAGGUUUUGCGUACGACGUAGCACAUUCUAGCAGCGAGCACAAUAAUAGCCUCGGAGCUGUUGCGAAUCGGCGGUUCAUUCCAGGAAGGAUGGCAAUAAAAUAGCGACGAAUCCCUCCGUAGGCGGCGUUCACCCCGGAGGUGGGUGGGGACACGGGUGCGUUGUUGUGGCGUGCGGGUUGCCACGCACGUUCAGUGGGAGUGCGUUUGUGAAUUUGGGGGGGGGAUGAAGGGAGUUUGGGAUUUUUCCACCUGGUUUGCUGACAUUUGCGCAGGGGCGCACGAAAAUUAACCGUGUUUUUUUUAUCGUGGGUAAAGCUGAAACAACGAAACUUGGGAACAUUAUUAAACUCUCAAACUACACGAAGAUCGUUCGGAAGUGGAGGUGUAGCACAAAAACUGGAUUCUGCAGCGACGAUUGUCAAGUUUGAAUCGAUACCUGCGAUAAGUAACGUCUUGUACUUUGGCUGAACUCUUAACUUUGGCUCGGACAGUAGCCCAACCGCUAGCACUAAACACAUCCUUAAGCCCUAUUGCCACUAAGCCCAGCCAUAAUCCUAACUGUCACCCCUAAACACGAUCCAUAACUAUAAUCCCUCGCUUACACUCAUUUGCUGCACCUCCCUUUAGUGGUAAAUAGGGUUGCCACCUCUGGGAUACAACAAACCGGGACAUAUGGGAAGAAGAACAUCUCGCACUAGCAAAGGAUAGGAGAAAAGUACACGUGGAACACACCUGCCUUGAGCGGUGUAUUUCGUAAUAAAAAAAAAACAGGACUUUUAAUGUCGUUGGAAGACGAGCAGAUUUCCCAGGACGGCCGCCUCAACAAGAGGAGACGAUCCUGGUGGAAACCAGGACAGGUGACAACCCCAGUGGGGAAAGUGAAGUACCCGUCCCUCCCAUUGCCUGUAAUUUAGAAUCGUCGUCGUCGUCGUGUCCGUCCAAGCGGCUCGUGUCCGCAUAUCAUUUCCUCUCGAUACAUAUAACUUUCGUUCGUUAAAAACUAAAAAAAAUACACAUGUUUUUAUGGUGCUUGAAAUGUGUAACAUGGGGGGGGGGGGGGGGGGGGAAUCGAUCAAUACUGUAAACACAUCAUCCGGUGUAAUGAAGGCUCCACAGUCGCGAGUCACUUGACGUGGCAUGGGAACGUGGCAUUUUGAUCUGGUUUUCUAUAUUUCACAUUUGGGGAAGGUGAGAGUUAGAUGCUGAUGCAACUAAUUUGAACUAAAAAUAACCAGGUCAUUUAAAUGCCACAGCUGCUUUUGGGCUGAGCCCCUUUUGAAGGAUUCUGCAUUUUUUUUUUAACAAAAGUUACCAGUCGACUUUUUGUUUUUGGUUAAUGCAUUUCAGGAGGCUCGCUACUUUGGUACGUUGGUCAGCAUUUGAGGUAUUGGAUCUCAAAAAAAAAUACAUAAAACUCUGCCGAGAUGAGAAAUGUUUGUGCCGCGCAGCCCAGCCGAUGGGAAUAGGGAAUGCUCAUCCGCUCAAGGAAGAUGUUAUAGUCAUAUCUGACAAUAUUUGUCCUGCGCUGGUUCCUCUUGACCAGAGGCCCCACAGUUUUGUAGGGGAGGGAUAAAGAUGUUUCUAUACAGCCAGCAGUAUAGCAGGGAUAAAACUACACUGAUGAUUCUUGGUAAACGUAAAAGCAAUUUAUAGCGGCCACGUUGCUUUUCUUACCUUGCAAUUGACACAGGUCGUUCUUCAGCCUCGGCAAGCUCACGCGUUAGACCAGGCUGUUUGGCACCGGGCAUUGUCUUCGGGUUGUUACGAUGUAACGAUUCAGCCAGUCGUAUAAACCCAUAUGUACGCUCACGAUAAAUUAAUCGAAUUGUGUGUUCAAUGUCGGUGGCUCCCAACACGUGGUCCACUAAACCAUCAGUGGGCUUCAAGACCCAUGGCACGUUCGUCCGUGGAACUUUUGCAGAUAGGAUAUUUGUUUCGGAAAUGCACGGUGUUUUAUACCACAUGUUGGUCUGCAAAAAGUUGUCCUUGACAUGUCAAAGUUUGGCCCAAGGGUCCAGAAUGGUUGGGAACCACCGUUCCUGUAUAAAGUAUCACACGACACUACCAUUAACCAUAACGUUUAAACAACAUUGUUAAAUCUAAUCGCGAUCCUGAGUUGUGACAAUGUGUUGCACAUACGGAUCGCUUCAUCGCUACCGUGUAUACCUCCCCCACCCCUUUAGGGUCGUGUGUGUGCGUGUUUCUCUCAGCUGUUCGGCCCAAACAUUUAUACCUCGGAACAGGAUGCUUCAGUCUACGGACGUUGUUUUUCCACUGGAUGGGAAUGUUCAUUGGCUGGAGAUGUCUUCUCAAUGUUAUCGGUGUAGACGAGACCGUCUUAUGGUGCAUUUCAUAGGCUCAUUGGGUGGACUGAUGCGCCCGGCUUGUAACGCUUAAGGCUCCAUCCAGUCGCCAAGUUUGUACGAUGACCUGCGCAGUUAUGGCUCAUUGCAUGGACUGUACCGGCCAGCUUGUAACACUAAAUACUGUAUCAGAGACUACUUGAUAAUGUACAUGCAUCUGAGGCUCACUGCGUGGACUCACUUGGCUAGCUUGUAAUAUUAAUAUUGUAUCAGACUGAUUUCUUCUUCAGUGUGCGUUAGAAGCUCACGUGGACUGGACUGCUCAGAGUUUUCUUCAUUGUAAUUUAUAGUGAUUGGUACGUUUGUAAGAUUAUCAUAUUUUUUUUUAUAUAAUCUGUCUUUAAUAUCACUGAAAUAAUUGAUGGUAGUGUUAUUAUAUAAUAAUCUGUUUAAAAAAAUCCUCUUGUUAUUUUACUAGAAAAGUUAGUGUUUGGCAAGUUCAAGUUAAUCACGGUUUCUCUUUCGAAUGAACAGUUCAUAAUGAGACGAUACGCAUUAUUAGGCCAAAACGUUUGAGAUGGAGAUUUUUACCCAUUGCCAUAUUAAAAAAUAAAUCUCAACACUUUGAAACCCAUUGUUCCAUUUCCAUGGCAAUAUUCGGUUGCUCUCAUUGCCUCCCAUGGGAAACAAUUGGCCUAAUUGAACACAAAUUCAAGUGUACUUCAGUUAAACAGUUUGCAAAUUGGGAUGUCCCUGCUAUGAUCUAAAUUGGGUUGUUGGAUUGCAUUUGUUUACAUGCAACCUAAUAAUAACAGGCUUCGACGAAGUUCUGUAGCUUCUGACAUCGGUUUUCAAUUGAAAAAGCGAUGUUAAACUCAAAGUCGCUCAUUCUAAAUUUCGGGCAGACACGUGCGUGGUUUAGUAGUGGUCGGCACGCUUAGUUCGAAACGUGACGGUUCAAUCCUCGGCACGGCCAUCCGGUAAUGGAUCUGCGGAGCGUUAAUAUCGAGCAAAAAAGAGCUCCCGUUUAGCUACGAUUUCGAUACCGAAAACAUCUUCAAUAAUUCUCAGUAAGAAGAUCAAUUCGCCUAACCCAAAUUGACAAAUGAGUUGUUUUACUCCUAUCCCACUUGUAACGGAGAUGGGAGAUCUCUCGACCCUUGAUCAAGUUAAAGAACAUCAAUCGAUCAACGCAUAUGAAUCUUGCUAUGGCCAUUGCGAUUGCUAGAAUGUAUCGUCUUGCCAUGUAAACAGUACGCUUGUCUUUAUUAACGGAGUUUUGUAGUUGACUUAAGAAAUUAACCAGGGGGCUUGCACACCCAUGUAAUCACUCAUAAAUUAAUGACAUAACAUGAUGCAAUUAGGAGUAAUAACAUUUAUAACUUAAUUACGGUUUAUAUUUAAGAAUGUGCGCGUUCAGUGACGUUGCUGCUGUUGUUUUGGGUUCUAUUUGUUAUAUUUUUUAAACUGGCAAAAAUUUCCACUUUGCGCAAGUUUCUGUUUUGGGAAAAGCAAACUAUGCUCAAGCUCGAGGCAUUGCAAGAUACGUUGUGUACAGUAGUCGGGUUUACGAGGUAUGGGUGAGCUUUUAAAACUUGCCAAUUUUUUCUACCCUAAUUUCUGGAAAAGUGGUCGUUUGGCAGCAGUUUGCCUAUAAAAUAAAAGUGAAGCCUUAUGGGCCGGUGAUUCCCCCCCCCCCCCCCGUGAAUUGCAUAAGACCGGUUUACGAGGUACAGCCAGUGACUAUAUGAUGAUUAUGAUGAUGAUUUGGGAAUGAUUGUAUGGCUAGAUCUUUAAUAGGGGUCAUCCGUGAAUUCCUCUGACAUCGCGUCGUCACCUUGCCGUUUUGUACAUUUUUCGGGCAGAAGGAUUGAGUGGCUUUAAAAUGAAGAUGACACGGUGUUAAACAUCACCUGUCAUGAAGAGGUGGGGACCUGCCUUGUGAAUGUUAACAUUGUGGUGAGGUGGCCAUGCACGUUAUAGUCGGGGCUUCAUUUCAGACAGGGUCUGGGUUGGCGAUCCGGAACAUAUCAUCACCGCACUUGGCACACACUACCAACAUCCAGCAUUCCGCUCGCUCUGUCUGCAGCUAUUGGUUACACAUCUGCUCCAGUCUACCAACGACCCGGAAAUGUAUCCAGUUCGACACAAAUCCCUGGUUAAAAAAAAUGGUCAGGUACCAGCCUCAUCUCUAGCUGAUUUACAAUGUUAUUAACGGUGAGAGACCACUCAAACUGUGUACAAUCACAAUUUGUGGGGAGAUGAAUCCAUACUGGAUAUUAACAAGCUUAUGUUUGAUCGUUUGAAAAGUUCAGAAGAAUGUUUGCAACUCCUCGUGGCCAUUUUUGCCAGUUCAUAGUAUAAUUUUAUUUUUUUCCAGCGGAGAACUAUUUAAUUUAACGGUACCGUGUAUACGUGCGAGUAGCCGAGUUACCACUCGGCACUGCUCACUACGCCACACUACUACUAUAGGGGUACGGUACAGUUAACGUGAGUCAGGCUCUGUGACUUGAUCUGAACAUAAUCUCGUUUGGAAACAUUUUGAUCGUCUUGUAACGCAACACGCUAUAUAAGUGGUAUAAUAAAAAAAAAACUUUUUUUUUAAUUUGUUUUUCUAA
Petromyzon marinus (sea lamprey) is the source of this 7118-nucleotide messenger RNA. RefSeq lists its product as uncharacterized. Gene Ontology annotation, biological process: cell migration. Gene Ontology annotation, cellular component: membrane; cell surface. The record is from RefSeq and is a predicted model, not a curated record. NCBI's taxonomy places the organism in Eukaryota, Metazoa, Chordata, Hyperoartia, Petromyzontiformes, Petromyzontidae.